GACUCCGCUAACCCAGAAAUAGUGCUUCAGGUUAAGAACUGUUUCAGGUUAAGAACAAGUCCUUAACCCGAGGUACCACUGUAUUCUUUAGGCAUUCUUCACCCCAAGUUCCCAGGGUGUGUUACAGCAUUAAAAACAACAUUAAAAACCUUUUGAAACUCUGCUCCAUGAGGUGCUUCCUUGUCUCUGUCCUGACAGGAGAUGGGAAAGUGAAUUGGUGUUUACAUGCCAGAGAAGAAGCUGCCUUGGUCUGUUGCAAGAAAUGCAAUAUCGGAGGCAUGCGGCACCUUCAGAGACCCAGCAAAAGUUCUUGCAAGAAGUGUGGUGCUAUGCGCACAUGUGGUUUGAGGAUCAGGAAUGUGAGCAGCCAGGUCUGGAGGAGAGGAAGUGUGGAAAGGGCAGGUGGCGAUAAUGAUCUCACUGGCAAGAGAUUGCAUUUCCAAGAGAUUGAAGAGCUAAUGCAGCAGUUCCAUGUUCCAAGUAUGUUACAGUGAUCUGCUGUAGACUGUAAUAAAUUCGUUGUUAUUUGUAAAGUUAGUGGCUUAAAGGAGAGCGAGAAAAAUUCAAACAAUAGCAAUCAACUUUCCUAGAAUGUAGAUUGUAUAGCUAUAUAUCUCAUAGUCAAGCAAUAUACAAAAAGAGAAUGUAAGAAUUCUCUUUAAGGUGCCGUGAAACACUUUUUUUGGUGGUAUUUUAUGUGAAGCACUGGAAGUUUCUGGAUCCAGAGUACAUUAUUUGAAGUGCAACAAGGAGCUGUUUCAAAUAAACAUUUAUAUAAAAUGAGCAAGAACUUUGACGUGCAUAGGCUUCAACCCAACGCCCACCAUAAAACACAGGAAGCUCCCUUAUACUGAGAUACAGCUAUUCCUAUAUUGUCUACACUGACUGGUAGCAGACACAGGAUUUCAGAUGAGAGACAUUCCCAGCCUCUACCAGGAGAGACUGGUGAUGACACCUGGGUCUUUUGCAUGCAGGGCAGAUGGUCUGGCACUGAGUUACGGCCUUCCCAAACAAGACAUGUCCUCCUGCUGAGUCAGACCAUGCCUCCAUGUAGCUUAGUAUUACCUGCACUGGCUUGGCAGCAGCAGCAGGUUCAAUGCUGCUCCUAUUCACAGCAGACCCCUUGGGAUUAAUGAACCUGAGUGAGUCCUCUCCGUUAACUUCCAUGGCUGUAUUCUGAGUAGGGCUAGCAGUGAAUAUCUCACCCCAAUCUCCCAGCCUAGUGGGAGACUGAGUGGGAAACGGGUAAGUUGACCUGUGUAGGAUUGCACUCUGAACGUUGCCCAAUAACGGCGUUUGCAACCCCAUCCAGAACCUGAACUGCGCGAUCCUAUGCAUGUUUCCUCUCAAGUCAGUCCCCUUGGGAUAAGAAGAGCAGGAUUCAACACUCUCCACCCCUGUGGCUUCCAGCAACUGGAACUGGUCCCACCCUCUUCUAAACCGUCUAAGUUGGUGGCCACCCCUGCUUCUUCCUGUGGCAGUGAGUUCCACAGAUGACCUCCACGCCGAGUGAAGGACUUCUUCUUUCCGUCUGCCCUGAACCUUCCCACAACAUUCAACUUGGCUCGGGAUUUCAAGGAGGCUUCCUCCCUGCAGCGGUGGAUCUCAAAUUUCAGGGGUCCUCUGUGCGAAGCCAAAACUCUGCGCCCACCCUGCUCCCCUAAAUCCGCCGCUGCUCCCUGCGCCUUCAGGAUCGCAGCAACCUGCGCGGCCAGGCUAGCCGGUGAGGGUCUGCAGGAGGCAGAGAAACUGAAAAAGCCCACCACACCCCCCCAAAAUAUUUUAAGCUCCCCCAUGAGCUGACACUGCAAGCUGAGGGCGAGAUGAAGGGCGCGCGCGCUCAGGGCGCAUUUGGAGACGUCGCUGGCCAGCUCCUUGGAAAGGAAGACGCAUUUGGGGACCCUGCGGAGCCCCUUCUUCCCCGCCGGGUGCCCAGCCCAGCCUGGCCGGAGGGCGUCUCCUCUGCUCUCCCCCUUCCUUCCUCCGUCCCUCCCUCCGCCGGCCGAAGCGGAUCCGGUUCACGAGCUGGACGUGGGUGGCUCCCGCCGGCCUCUCCGCGCAGCUCGGAUCCGCCUCCGGAGGCGCCCGCUCGCUUCGCAUCCCGAGGAGGAGAUGCUCGGCCCGGAGUUCCCAUAACCCACACUGGAGCCCAUGUGAUGCGGCAGGACAGGGGGCAGGUGACGCUGGACGACGUCACGGUCUCCUUCUCCCCGGAAGAGUGGGCAGGGCUGCAGGAGUGGCAGCGAAGGCUCCACCGUGACGUCAUGCGAGAGAACUACGAACUGCUCGCCUCUCUGGGCUGCGACCUCCGAGUCAAGGAUGAAGAAGGGGAGUCCGGGGAGGAAGACGGCCGAGGGCUCUUCUCGGAGAUGGUGCUCCGGCGCUGGAAGCCCGAGGGCAAGACCUCGCGCCCUCAGGAAAACGGCAGCAACGUGGCUGGCGAGCCUGCGGGUGGGGCGGGACUCCUGUCUCAGAGGCUGCCUGGUGCCGAAGAAGGAAGGGAUCCCGGAGGGGAAGAGUCGUGCCCCCUAACCUGCCCAGACUGCGGGAAGCGCUUCAAGAGCAAAACCUCCUGUUUGACGCACCAGCGCAUCCACACCGGCGAGCGCCCCUUUGGCUGCCCCGAGUGCGGGCGGCGCUUCACCCAGCGGCAGCACCUGGGCACCCAUCUGCGGGUGCACGGCGGGGAGCGCCCCUUCUCCUGCGGCGAGUGCGGCGCCGCCUUCCGGCUGCAGAAGCUGCUGCUGACGCACCGGCGCAAGGCGCACUCUGGGGAGCCGCCUCUGGCGUGCACCGACUGCGGGAAGCUGUUCAGCCACAAGCACCACCUGAUGACGCACCAGCGGGUGCACACGGGCGAGCGCCCCUUCCCCUGCCCCCAGUGCGGGAAGUGCUUCACCCAGAAGCACCACCUGCAGACCCACCAGCGGGGGCACUCGGGGGACCGCCCCUUCCCCUGCCCCGAGUGCGGGAAGGCCUUCAAGGACCGGGCCGGGGUGCUGAUGCACCGCAUCGUCCACACGGGCGCCAAGCCCUUCGCGUGCCAGCGCUGCGCCAAGAUCUUCAGCCACAAGCACCACCUGGUGAUCCACCAGCGCGUCCACACGGGCGAGAAGCCCUUCUCCUGCCAGGUGUGCCGCAAGCGCUUCACCCAGAAGCACCACCUGCUCAGCCACGAGCGCAUCCACACCGGCGAGCGCCCCUACGCCUGCCCCGCCUGCCCGCGCAGCUUCAAGGACCGCAUCACCCUCAAGCUGCACGUGCGGCUCCACACGGGCGAGAAGCCCUUCUCCUGCGGGCGAUGCGGAGAGAGCUUCCGCCUGCGCAAGGCCCUGCUCUCCCACCAGAGGGCGCACGACGCACCCGCCCAGCUCAUCUGCACCGAGUGCGGGGAGAGCUUCCCGCGCAUGCGCAGCCUGGGCGCCCACAGGAGGAGGGCGCACCCAGCAGCAGCGCCCCACGGGGCUGGCGCACGGCCUGGAUCAACCGGCCACUCGCGCCGCCCGGCUGAGUCACAGGCUGAUGGGGAGAGAGCAGCAGACGCCCCACCCGGACCCUGAGGUCGCAUGGCAGAAAGAGAAGGGCAGCCUGGGCCCUGGCACACAUACUCCAGCUGCAAAGAUGCCAACGCAGUGAAUCGCCUGCCCAGGCCAGGAUCCCUAGGCUGGGUGGACAAGGGAAUGCGAUUCUCGUCUUUCAUGGCAUCGUAGAGUUGGAAGGGCUCCACAGGUCAUCCAUCCCAACCCGCUGCAAUACACCUUUCUCAUUGUC
This is a messenger RNA of Podarcis muralis (Common wall lizard), 3771 nucleotides long. Lineage: Eukaryota; Metazoa; Chordata; Lepidosauria; Squamata; Lacertidae. The record is from RefSeq and is a predicted model, not a curated record.